AUGGCUGAAGGAAAAAAAAAAAAAAGCAAAAAAAAAAAAUCCUCAGCAAAUUGGUACUCGGAUAGUUGAUGUGGAUGAACUGAUGGAUAAUUUAAUUUGUUGUUUUUGUAAAAAAGAUAUAUUAUUAAAAAAUAUUGUGAAAGAAACAAAGUUCGGAUUAAGUUCAGUUUUUUGUAUUAAAUGUGAAAAUUGCUCUACAUUAACUAACGUGAAGACCAGUAAAAAACACAUCACCAAAGAUGAUACAAAACACAGUGAUAUCAAUACAAAAAUUGUGUUAGGUGCAGUACACGCUGGAGUUGGAUAUACUUGUCUAAGUAAAAUUUUGGCUUGCGCUGAUAUACCAAUGAUAUCGCAAGCUCUGUAUAAAAGGUAUGAACGAGAAGUAGGGCCUGUCAUAGAAGAGGUUGCCAAAGAGAGUUGCAAGCGAGCUGCAGAAGAAGAACGUAGUUUGGUACUUGAAAACAUCGAAAAACUAUGCGAAGAACUGUAAGACAUUUAUCGAAUUUUUAGUUACAUUUAUUUUGAUUGCUGAUAAAUAUAAUAAAUCAUGCGAAUCUGUUAAUGCCGUACUACUCUGAUUAAAAAAAGUGUUGAGACAAAGAAAAAAUUAUUGAGAAGUAUUAGUUUACUCAGCAAUCCAAUAAGUACUUUUCAAUACUUUUUCCUUUGUGUUAAUACGUUCUUUUUAUUCAGGGUACUACUACCAUAAUAAUUAAUAGUA
Messenger RNA from Cotesia glomerata, 724 nucleotides. RefSeq lists its product as uncharacterized. Bases 83 to 493 code for a protein of 136 amino acids. The transcript has 2 exons. NCBI's taxonomy places the organism in Eukaryota, Metazoa, Arthropoda, Insecta, Hymenoptera, Braconidae. The record is from RefSeq and is a predicted model, not a curated record.